AUGUUGGAUGAAGAGUGUAUUGUACCAAAGGCUACCGAUUUGACCUUGGCUCAAAAGCUUGUUGAACAGCAUUUGGGCAAACAUCCGAACUUCGAAAAGCCCAAACCACCAAAGGGCAAGCAGUCCGAAGCUCAUUUCGCUAUGAGACAUUACGCCGGAACUGUGCGAUACAAUGUGACAAACUGGCUGGAGAAGAACAAGGACCCUCUGAACGAUACCGUGGUACAGGUGAUGAAGAACUCGAAGAAGAACGCGCUGCUGGUCGAGGUAUGGCAGGAUUACACUACCCAGGAAGAGGCCGCUGCUGACACUAAAGCACAUCCAGGAGGGAAAAAGAAGGGCAAGUCCGGAUCGUUCAUGACGGUUUCGAUGUUAUAUCGUGAAUCGCUGAACAAUCUGAUGACUAUGCUGAACAAGACACAUCCACAUUUCAUUCUACUGAACCAGUUGACUUGCAAUGGUGUACUUGAGGGUAUCCGUAUUUGCCGUAAAGGUUUCCCUAAUCGUACCCUUCAUCCUGAUUUCGUACAACGUUACGCCAUUCUGGCCGCUGAUGAAGCUCUCAUUGGCAAACAAGACGCCAAGAAAGGAGCCACAGAAAUGUUAGCUCGUCUAGUGAACGAGGGUAAACUUCAAGAUGACAAUUUCCGUGUCGGUCUCACCAAAGUGUUCUUCAAGGCUGGUAUCGUAGCCCAUCUUGAAGAUCAACGUGAUGUUCGUUUGGCUGAACUUGUGACUGGAUUCCAAGCUCAAAUUAGAUGGUACUACCGUUUGAUCGACAAAAAGCGACGUAUCGAAAGAAAUGAAGCUAUGAAACUUCUACAGAAAAAUGUUCGCCAAUGGGCUAUGCUACGUACAUGGUCAUGGUUCAAGCUUUAUGGCAAAGUCAAGCCACUUAUCCAAUCGGGUAAAAUCGAGGAACAGUAUGAGAAGCUGCAAGAGACCGUAGCCCAGAUGAAGGAAGCAUUGGCCCAGCAGGAGGAGUUGUCCAACCAAAUCGCUGAAAAUGCGGAAAAAGUCCAAAAGGAAAUCUCUGAGCUAUUGUCACAGCUUGAAGCUACUCGUGGAAGCAAUACGGAAAUCGAAGAACGCAUGAUGAUGAUGAAUGAGCAGAAAUCUUCACUUGAGGCAAAAUUAGCUGAAGCUAAGACUCGUCUCGAAGCUGAAGAAGCAACGGCUGCCGAGCUUUUGAAGGAGAAGAAACGUAUCGAAGCUGAAGCCGCUGAACUCAAGAAAAGCUGCCAGGUAAGGUUUUGCACUGUUGGGGAAGAUACAAGCAAGUUUUAGUA
Molecule: messenger RNA, 1289 nt
Organism: Cylicostephanus goldi
Lineage: Eukaryota; Metazoa; Nematoda; Chromadorea; Rhabditida; Strongylidae
Source: the annotation of a GenBank genome assembly